This is a messenger RNA of Coniophora puteana RWD-64-598 SS2, 1773 nucleotides long. Its product is annotated as ATP synthase F1 beta subunit. Bases 32 to 1651 code for a protein of 539 amino acids. The transcript has 5 exons. Gene Ontology annotation, biological process: proton transmembrane transport; proton motive force-driven mitochondrial ATP synthesis. Gene Ontology annotation, molecular function: proton-transporting ATP synthase activity, rotational mechanism; ATP binding; ATP hydrolysis activity. The record is from RefSeq and is a predicted model, not a curated record. Lineage: Eukaryota; Fungi; Basidiomycota; Agaricomycetes; Boletales; Coniophoraceae.
UCCGUCGCCACUGUCCUCGUCGUCCUUCACCAUGCUUACUACCCGCGGCGUCACCCGCGUCUCGAGGAGAGCGCUCAACGGUGCUAAGAGCACCAGCAGGCUCAUUAACACUGCUUCCGUUCUCUCCCGCGCAUCUCUGCCCAACCCCGCGUCAAAACAGCAGGCGGCUCGCCCUUCGCGUCUCUCCUCUGCUCAGCCCGCGCGCUCGUAUGCCACGGAGGCCAAGGCCACUAUUGGUACCGUGAAAACGGUCAUCGGUGCCGUCGUCGACGUUCAGUUUGACACUGAAAACCUCCCUCCCAUCCUCAACGCCCUCGAGGUCCAGGAUUUCCACGGUGGUCGUCUUGUCCUCGAGGUGGCCUCUCACCUUGGCGAGAACUCGGUCCGUACCAUUGCUAUGGACGGUACCGAGGGUCUUGUUCGUGGCCAGAAGGUCGUCGACACUGGUGCCCCCAUCCAGAUUCCCGUCGGCGCUGCCACCCUCGGCCGUAUCAUGAACGUCAUUGGUGAGCCUAUUGACGAGCGCGGACCCAUCAAAGGUGUCAAGCUGUCGCCCAUCCACGCCGACCCUCCUCCGUUCGUUGAUCAGUCCACAACUGCUGAGGUUCUCGAGACCGGUAUCAAGGUCGUCGACCUGCUCGCCCCCUACGCUCGUGGUGGCAAGAUUGGUCUCUUCGGUGGUGCCGGUGUCGGCAAGACUGUGUUGAUUCAGGAGCUUAUUAACAACGUUGCCAAGGCCCAUGGUGGUUUCUCCAUCUUUUGCGGUGUCGGUGAGCGUACCCGUGAGGGCAACGACUUGUACCACGAAAUGAUUGAGACCGGUGUCAUCAACCUUGAGGGUGACUCCAAGGUCGCUCUCGUUUUCGGUCAAAUGAAUGAGCCUCCCGGUGCCCGUGCCCGUGUUGCAUUGACCGGUCUCACGAUCGCUGAGUACUUCCGUGACGAGGAGGGCCAGGACGUGCUUCUGUUCAUUGACAACAUUUUCCGCUUCACGCAAGCCGGUUCCGAGGUAUCUGCCCUUCUCGGUCGUAUCCCCUCUGCCGUCGGUUACCAGCCCACGCUCUCGACAGAUAUGGGUGGCAUGCAGGAGCGUAUCACCACCACCAAGAAGGGUUCCAUCACUUCCGUGCAGGCUGUCUACGUCCCUGCCGAUGAUUUGACUGACCCUGCUCCCGCCACCACCUUCGCUCAUUUGGACGCCACCACUGUGUUGUCCCGUAGCAUUGCCGAGCUUGGUAUCUACCCUGCUGUUGACCCCCUCGACUCGAAGUCGCGUAUGCUUGACCCCCGUAUCGUCGGUCAGGAGCACUACGACGUCGCCACUGCUGUCCAGAAGAUCCUCCAGGAUUACAAGUCGCUCCAGGAUAUCAUUGCCAUUCUUGGUAUGGACGAGUUGUCGGAAGAGGACAAGCUGACUGUCGAGCGUGCUCGUAAGAUCCAGCGUUUCAUGUCACAGCCCUUCCAGGUCGCCCAGGUCUUCACGGGUUACGAGGGCAAGCUUGUCCCUCUCAAGGAUACCGUUCGCUCCUUCAAGGAGAUCCUGUCUGGCGCCCACGACACUCUCCCUGAGUCUGCCUUCUACAUGGCUGGUACCAUUGAGGAUGUCAAGGCCAAGGCCGAGCAGCUCGCCAAGGAGAUGGGUGGCAACUGAUUGCAUUGCUGACGGGGGAUUACCUUUUCAUUCGUUAAUUAUCUCUUAUUGCACCCUACCGUAGAGCAUAGACAACAAAAUACUAGCUGCGGUAGCCCGUAUGCAAAAACUCCUAACACUGG